UGUGUGUGUGUGUGUGUGUGUCAGAGUUUAAGUUUCUGAAUUUUAGGCCAAGCUGUAGAAUUACAUAAGAGAAGAAGCGCUUAUUCAUUCGUUUUGCUGAUUGCUUGAAGGAUGGUGGGGCAUGAUGUGCCUGCCCAAACCUGCAGAAUAGUGUGAAGGAGAAACUUCAGGAUCUUCAGGAGUAGUCUGUCAUAAUGCCCCAUAAGUCAAGUUGUGUGGGGAGGUACCCUGCCCAUCCUGCCAGUAAAAAUGCCAAGGACAAAAGCAACGGUGCUUCCCUGCUGUCCAGAACAAAAGUUCACAUACAGCGGGUAAAGAAUGGACGGAACUACCGCUGUAGUUCUGAGAAAGACUCUGGUUAUUCAGAUGCUGGAUCUGAUUAUCAGCAGACAGAUGUAGACGAUCAGCACAGUACUGUGACUGAGUUGAAGGGCCGUAUACCUAGGAGUACAGCAGAUCAGAGAAACCAUAUUCUGGUCUCUGGACAAGCAGAGUUCACUCCCAUGUUUAUCAUAAAAAAUGUGGUGUUAAAACAGCCGGGACAGUCAGCACAGGAUCAGGUCCUCCAGUCUUUGUGGGAAUCAGAGGGCACUAAUGCUCAAAGUAAUCUUCUGUUUCUGCAGCAGCCUAGCAUCACUGUCUCUCCACUCCGUGUUCUUACACCACAGCUUCGAAGAGCUGAGAGCAAGAACAAAAAGGGCAAAAGCACAUACCUCCCCAUCCUAAACUCGUAUCCCAGAAUUGCUCCUAAUCUAAACAAAAAAAAACCGGAGAAACCCACCUCCAUCAGGGAGGGCAGUUCAGAAGAGCACAGUCUGAGUAAGAGAGUGUGCACUGAAGAAAUAAAGGAGAAAGUACCCAUAUCCACACACAUGUCCAAGAAAAAUACAAACAAGCAGCUGGAGAGCCAUUCCCUGUCUCACACUCAUUCUUUCUUAGAUUCGCUUUCUUCCAGUGGAGACAUGGAACAGAGGAGUUCAUGCCUCUCUGCUCCAGAACUAAAAAUCCUGGGCACGUCAGCCUUCACAAGUCUUGGUUCAUCAUCUGUUUCAAGUUCAAAAACUUCCACUUCGUCUUUUUCAUUUUCAUCUUCUUGUUCUGAACCUGUAGGACGGUUGCUCCCCACCAGUAAGAUGAGCCCUUCUGGAGGCUCAGUCUCAGAUCAAACUACUGGGUUGACUCGGCACCGCCGCUUCCUUAACACAGUAGAGAUACUGAGCCAAUCAGGACUCCUGGACAUUACAUUAAGAACACAAGAGCUGCUCCGCCAGAAUGCUGCCACAGAGCAAAACAUUGCUCAGCUGCGCCAUCAUACACAUCUGCUGUGUCACGCUGUUCAUGCAGGUUCCAACAUGCCAGCUUUGGAGAAUAUACACAGAGUCAUGGUCGAGUCUGGUUGCUAUCCAAAUCUUCGGAGCUUGCUUAUCAAGGGCAGUGAUGGUGAUGACCUGAAGGCUGACAGCAGCUCCAGAAUUGAUGCCAUGAUCACUUACAGAUGUGGGUUCAAUGAGUAUGGAGAAGUUCCUCCACCCUGCCACCUUUACACCACCCAGCAAGUCAGGGAAGACAAAGAUAUUCCAUCAUUAGAUCCUCAGGACUCAACAUUUGGCAUGGAAUGGUUAAUGCCCCAUGGGAUGCAACUUCCUCAAAAAACGUUUCUUGUGCCUCCAGACAGCACAGCUUGUGCAGUGGCUGCUGUAGAUACUUAAACAGAGUAGCAGUCAGUCACUGAGUCAAGUAGUGUACACCCAUCAAUUGCUUGCUUGAGCCAGUGUAUGCUGGCCUUCACUGCAAAGAAACUUUUUGGCUGGCAUUCUCAGACAUGGCUUUGUUAAUGAACUAGCCAUGACUGGCCAUUUCUUUUGUGUGUGUUUUCACUAGGGUUGUGUAUCGUUUGGGUUUUUUAUGAUACUUGUGUCAAAUCGAUACUUUAAUCCUGUUUUUUUUUUGUGUGUGUAAAUGGUAGCGGUGC
Messenger RNA from Clarias gariepinus (North African catfish), 1972 nucleotides. RefSeq lists its product as uncharacterized. The coding region runs from base 195 to 1709 and encodes 504 amino acids. Gene Ontology annotation, biological process: negative regulation of circadian rhythm; negative regulation of DNA-templated transcription. NCBI's taxonomy places the organism in Eukaryota, Metazoa, Chordata, Actinopteri, Siluriformes, Clariidae. The transcript has 4 exons. The record is from RefSeq and is a predicted model, not a curated record. Gene Ontology annotation, cellular component: nucleus.